Messenger RNA from Cyprinodon variegatus (sheepshead minnow), 1220 nucleotides. It is a transcript of the gene trub2, whose product is annotated as TruB pseudouridine (psi) synthase family member 2. The transcript has 8 exons. Gene Ontology annotation, molecular function: pseudouridine synthase activity; RNA binding. The coding region runs from base 119 to 1117 and encodes 332 amino acids. The record is from RefSeq and is a predicted model, not a curated record. NCBI's taxonomy places the organism in Eukaryota, Metazoa, Chordata, Actinopteri, Cyprinodontiformes, Cyprinodontidae. Gene Ontology annotation, biological process: pseudouridine synthesis; RNA processing.
GCAUGCGCAAAGGUCCACGUUCAGCCUUGCUUUGCUAACUAGAAAGCUAAGAAAGCCGAGACGUUUCAAAUGACAUUGCUUAUUUUCAGUAAAAUUUUGUUGAAGUAAAAUUUGCGCCAUGAGGAGUCCAGCUAUGCGGAUGUUCCGCAGUCUGGAGGGCCUGUUCUGUGUCUAUAAACCCGCAGGGGUUCACUGGAAGCUGGUGAGAGACACUAUUGAGACCAACCUUCUGAAAGGUCUGAACGCUACACCUGCUCUGCCUCUUCCUCAUGAGGUUCGAUUCUUAUCAAACGAUGAAGCCGGAGCAUCCAGCGGCCUGACACUGCGGGCUGCUUCAGUCCCCAUCCUGUCCCAGCAUCCUCUGGUGACGGGUCCUGAAUUCCAGCUUAUCAAGGUUGGAGUUGGUCACCGCCUGGAUGUCUCAUCCUCUGGUGUUCUUGUUCUUUCUGUUGGGAAGGGAAACAGAAUCCUGAACGAUCUCUACAGAACACGAACUACACGGGAUUACACUCUGGACUGUGAAUUUGGAACAGCAACACAGGAUUUCACUCACGCAGGUCGAGUUGUGGAGAGAACCACUUACGGUCACAUCACACGGGACAAGAUGGAGAAGGUGAUAGCCAUGCUGGAGGGAGCCAAUCAGAAAGCCCUGAGAAUGUAUUCCAAUGUAGACAUGAGCUCACAGGAAGCGUAUGAGUUGGCCGUCAAAGGUUUACUGGGUCCUGACGGGAAAUCGGUUCCUAUUUUGACAAGCUUACGAUGCAUUCGUUUCCAGCCACCAAAUUUCACCCUAGAGGUGCAGUGCUUAAAUGAAACUCAGAAGUAUUUGUGCAAAGUCGUGCAUGAGAUCGGACUGGAGCUGCGCAGCUCGGCAGUUUGUAAGGGAGUGAGGCGAACCAGAGAUGGGCAGUUCACCCUACAGGAUGCUCUCACUCGUCACCAAUGGACUGCUGCUGAUGUCAUGCGCGCUAUUCAGCAAUACCGCUCAAAAAAGAAAAGCAAGAAAAUCUUCAGGACACGAACAGAUGAAGUAAUAUUGCAAACAUCUGAGGAAAAACUCACAGGCCCUGAGGAAAAUAGAGACAAUAAGGAAGCAACUGAGGCGCAAAGUAGCUGAUAAGAAGAACUGUCUGGAUGAUUGAAGAAAGAAGAAAACAUACCCUUCAUAAAGAAAUGUUAAAAAUAAAGAUGUUGGUAACGAUGUCAAAGUCAUAAAAGAA